Molecule: messenger RNA, 252 nt
Organism: Patella vulgata (common limpet)
Lineage: Eukaryota; Metazoa; Mollusca; Gastropoda; Patellidae
Exons: 4
Coding region: 1-252 (83 amino acids)
Biological process (GO): proteolysis
Molecular function (GO): cysteine-type peptidase activity
Source: RefSeq, a predicted model, not a curated record
AUGAACUGUUUGAAGAAAUGCACGACAUUUAAGUAUAUCAUGGUACCAAUCAACACUGGCAACCACUGGAUCAUUUUGGUAGCCAAACCAAAAACAAAAAUAGUUUCAGUUUUAAAUUCACUUUCUUCGAAGAGUUACGCGGAGGCUUUAAUGAUGGGCGUUCAUCCUAUAAUUAUGAGACAGCAACAUGUACCAAUGUACAGAAAAUAUAUUGCUGGGGCAUUAGUAUAUGUUGCAACAAACACGUUUUAA